UCUCAGCCAUGCAGAGCUGAUGAUGAUGACGAUAGCAGACAUCAUAAAACAGUUAAUUGAGGCCCAUGAGCAGGGGAAGGAUGUGAAUCUGAACAAGCUGAAAACGAAGACGUCGGCCAAGUACGGGCUCUCCGCGCAGCCUCGCUUGGUCGACAUCAUUGCUGCUGUUCCGCCCCAGUACCGCAAGGUGCUGGUGCCCAAGCUGAAGGCCAAGCCCAUCAGAACUGCUAGUGGGAUUGCUGUCGUGGCUGUGAUGUGUAAACCACAUAGGUGUCCACACAUUAACUUCACUGGCAACAUAUGUGUAUACUGCCCAGGUGGGCCUGAUUCUGAUUUUGAAUAUUCAACGCAGUCUUACACCGGAUAUGAGCCAACAUCCAUGAGGGCCAUUCGGGCUAGAUAUGACCCCUACCUUCAGACAAGACAUCGAGUUGAACAGCUGAAGCAGUUGGGCCACAGCGUGGAUAAGGUUGAAUUCAUUGUGAUGGGUGGGACUUUCAUGGCCCUGCCUGAAGACUACAGGGAUUACUUCAUCCGUAACCUUCACGAUGCCUUGUCAGGACACACGUCCAACAACGUAGCAGAGGCUGUCAGGUACUCGGAGCGCAGCCUCACGAAAUGCAUUGGGAUAACGAUAGAGACCAGGCCGGAUUACUGCCUGAAGCGGCACCUCAGUGACAUGCUGUCCUACGGCUGCACCAGGCUGGAGAUCGGCGUGCAGAGCGUCUACGAGGACGUGGCCCGGGACACCAACCGGGGUCACACCGUGAAGGCCGUGUGCGAGUCCUUCCACCUGGCCAAGGACGCCGGCUUCAAAGUGGUCGCGCACAUGAUGCCCGAUCUGCCCAACGUGGGUCUCGAGAGGGACAUUGACCAGUUCGUGGAGUUUUUUGAGAAUCCUGCCUUUCGCCCGGAUGGGAUGAAGCUCUAUCCGACGCUGGUGAUCCGUGGCACGGGGCUGUACGAGCUCUGGAAAACUGGGAGGUACAAGAGCUACCCCCCCAGCACCCUCGUGGAUCUGGUGGCGAGGAUCCUGGCCCUCGUCCCCCCCUGGACACGUGUGUAUCGCGUUCAGAGAACAGGCCCAGCUCUGUCAGACUUGCCCGGGUACUCCAGUCCUUUCAUCAUCUUAGUACCCUCUGAGCCUAAUGUACUUCUGUGUGAUUUUUCUCUCAUUUUCUUUUUCCAGUGUCGUGACGUAAGGACGAGAGAGGUUGGAAUUCAAGAAAUUCACCAUAAAGUGAGACCUUAUCAGAUUGAAUUAGUUAGAAGAGAUUAUGUGGCCAAUGGUGGCUGGGAGACCUUCCUGUCCUAUGAAGACCCGGAGCAGGAUAUCCUGGUGGGCCUCCUGCGCCUGCGGAAGUGCUCGGAGGAGUCAUUCCGAGCGGAGCUGAAGGGAGGCGUCUCCAUAGUCCGGGAGCUGCACGUGUACGGGAGCGUGGUCCCGGUGAGCAGCCGGGAUCCCUCCAAAUUCCAGCAUCAGGGAUUUGGUAUGUUGCUGAUGGAGGAAGCAGAAAGAAUAGCCAGAGACGAGCACGGGUCAUGGAAAAUUGCUGUUAUUUCAGGUGUCGGCACCAGGAACUACUACAGGAAGAUGGGCUACGAGCUGGAGGGGCCCUACAUGGUGAAGAGGCUGCCCUGA
This is a messenger RNA of Tinamus guttatus (white-throated tinamou), 1642 nucleotides long. The record is from RefSeq and is a predicted model, not a curated record. NCBI's taxonomy places the organism in Eukaryota, Metazoa, Chordata, Aves, Tinamiformes, Tinamidae.